Molecule: messenger RNA, 2566 nt
Organism: Propithecus coquereli (Coquerel's sifaka)
Lineage: Eukaryota; Metazoa; Chordata; Mammalia; Primates; Indriidae
Gene: RCCD1
Product: RCC1 domain containing 1
Exons: 8
Coding region: 278-1426 (382 amino acids)
Source: RefSeq, a predicted model, not a curated record
CGCACGUCUCGGGGGUCGCUCCUCGCCAACCCUUAAGUUCAGGUCUUCAUGAGUGUCCCCUCAGUGGUUUCUAAUCCGAGUUCCGCGGGUGCCUGUAGCGGCAGGGCCAUCUGGUCCAACUUCUGCCUUGGUCCCACGCGCACUGGCGGUUUCAGCCCAUUUCUCGGACCAGGCCGCAGCGGCCCAGCCGAAGCCUGGGGACCAGUCCAAUGGGGCUUGGACAGAAGAGGCAACCGCGGCCAGCCAGGCCGCUGCCAGCGGAGAGCGCCGUCGGGACAUGGCCGAGGAGCCGCCGGGGGCCUGGUUCGGCUUCGGCUUCUGCGGCUUCGGGCAGGCGCUGGGCUCCGGACGCGGGCGCCAAGUGCACAGCCCCGAGCCGCUGGGCGCGGGCGUGGACACCUGCCGCGUGAGCGCGAGCUGGAGCUACACCGCCCUCGUGACCCGUGGAGGCCACGUGGAGCUGUCGGGCUCCGCUAGCGGCGCGGCGGGCAGCUGCAGGGACGCGUGGGCCUCGGAGGGGCUCCUCGUGGUGCUGCGCGCCGGGCCAGGGCCGGGGUCUGGGGCGUCACUGCAGGCCUGGGCGCCUGGUUCGGCGCUCCAUGGGGAGCCCCUGUGGGCCCAGGACGUGGUGUCGGAGACCGAGGGGGAAGACGAAGCGGGCUGUGGGGCGCAGGCUGGGACGCUGCCCCUGCUGCCCGGCGCCCGCACCUACGUGAGCCCGCGGCCGCCCUUCUACCGGACUCUGGCCCCGGAGCUGCGGGCGCGCCGGCUGGAGCUGGGCGCCGAGCACGCCUUGCUGCUUGGCGGGGCCGGCCAGGUGUUCUCCUGGGGCGGGGGCAGACACGGACAGCUGGGCCACGGGACCCUGGAGGCAGAGCUGGAGCCAAGGAUGUUGGAGGCCUUACAGGGCCUACCCAUGGCUGAGGUGGCCGCCGGUGGCUGGCAUUCUGUGUGUGUGAGUGAGACGGGGGAUAUUUACGUCUGGGGCUGGAAUGAAUCAGGACAGCUGGCCCUGCCCACCAGGAGUUCGGCAGAGGACAGGAGCACAGCCACGGGGGAAGUCAUUGUCACGGCCACAGGACUGAAGGAAGACGGUGCGGAAGUGACGAGAGCAGCCGGGGGUGAGGAGGGAGCCCCUGCCCCCUUCAUAGCCAUCCAGCCCUUCCCGGCUCUGCUGGAUCUGCCCCGGGGUUCGGAUGCAGUCCAGGCCAGCUGCGGGUCCCGGCACACAGCUGUGGUGACACGAACGGGGGAGCUCUACACCUGGGGCUGGGGGAAAUACGGACAGCUUGGCCACAAGAACACCGCCAGCUUGGACCGGCCCUGCCUCGUGGAAUACUUUAUAGAUAAACAACUCCAAGUAAAGGCUGUCACCUGUGGGCCCUGGAACACCUACGUGUAUGCCGUGGAGAAAGGGGAGCGCUGACACGCUCGUAUGUGUAUAUAAAACACCUGCCAACUCCCCUCCCAUCACAGUCCUCUCCCUUCCCUUUAGAACAGGGUCCUUAACUGGUCUGCACUUCAGAAACACCUGGAGACAGCGAAAACUCUGACACCCAAGGCCGGCAUCUCACAAGGAAAUCAGACCCUCUGCGUGCGGGGCCUAGAUAUCGGUGGAUGUUAACGCCGCCGCCCCCCCGCGCUGCCUCAGGCGGUUUCCAUGUGCAGGCCAGACUGGGAAGCAUCGAGGUCGCCAUGUUUUGUCUUUCACUUCCCUGUUUUCGUUCAGAACUUGACCGCCUGUGUGUGCACCCUCACACAACGUAGUCUAGCCUGCCUGCUUUUGAAUGUUAGGUAAAUGGAAUCAUUGUGUGUGUGUUCUGCGUCAUUUUUUCACCCAACAUUGUAUGAUCCGUUGCAUCCUGGAGUUCAUGCACUUUUAUGCUGUAGGGUGUUCCGCUGUGUGGUAUGCCUCAAGCUACACAUUCUUUCGUUGAUAGUUAUUUUUAUUAUUUCUAAUUUUGGGGCAUUACACAUACCACUUUCAUGAGCAAGCUUGUGCACAAGUUCUUCUGCAAACAUUCAGAGUUGAAUUGGUAAGUCGAGAGAUACCUUUAACUUCGCUAGGUAACUACAUAUUCCUACCGGCAGUGCGGGGUUUACGGUGGCUCAAACGACAGGUGGACGUGUUAGGUAGAUGGUCAGGAUCUCAGCUGUUCUCGGGACAAGGGUGCCCUGCUUUGGUGCUGGGUCCAGCAAUCGCUCCACCUGGGAAGAAGGGUAAGGGCGGGCGCUCGGUUUUGGUGUUGCCCCGCCCUUAAUCCCGUCCCAAGCAACUGCUACACCUGGGGAAGGAGGGCGUGCCUUGCCAACCUGGGAAUGCCGCAGCCCAGGCAGGAUAGGAUUUAGAAAGAGACCCGGAGUAACCUAAGGGUAAUUAUUACGCCCCAAGGUGGGCCUUCAGAGAGAGAGCUUGUAUAUACAUGCAGAUGGGAUUUUCAGGACACCUGUUGAUCAUUUGCUAACAUCCCACACCCCCCCCAGCCCAGCCCCGGACUGGGCUAAUAAAACAAUCCGAGAGCCCAGAGAGACUGGGUCGGUCAGUGAGUCGCUGUCUUGCUCUCUG